This is a messenger RNA of Coregonus clupeaformis (lake whitefish), 3868 nucleotides long. Its product is annotated as glucocorticoid modulatory element-binding protein 1-like. Lineage: Eukaryota; Metazoa; Chordata; Actinopteri; Salmoniformes; Salmonidae. Gene Ontology annotation, cellular component: nucleus. The record is from RefSeq and is a predicted model, not a curated record. The transcript is spliced from 11 exons. Gene Ontology annotation, molecular function: DNA-binding transcription activator activity, RNA polymerase II-specific; RNA polymerase II cis-regulatory region sequence-specific DNA binding. The coding region runs from base 285 to 2186 and encodes 633 amino acids. Gene Ontology annotation, biological process: positive regulation of transcription by RNA polymerase II.
AACAUCUAAACGAUGGCUUUGUGCUGUUAGGUUUAUUCGGCUCAUAAAGGCUAACUAAUUUAUAUGCGAGAUAAUGUCUAUCUCUACGUAGAUUUCGGCAUUUUAAAGGGGUAACACCCCGCUCUCUCCGAAUGGCGGGUCAACGCCGUCGCGGCGUUGUUGUUUGGUGUACGUGCUGCCGCACAGGGACGUAAUUUUGAGGGGGAGCGGAGAAAAGAAAAAGUAGAACGGACGCACGUUAUCGUUCUGAAACAAGCGUAAGCUACACUGGGAGAGGAGUCAGGAUGGCACAAACCGAGGUGACGACAGUCUCCAUGGGGGACCUGAUGGUGAUGAAGGCUCCUGAGGAAGAGGAUGGUGAUGACAACGAAAGCAAGACACAGGUCAUCCUCCAGCUACAACAAAUCACAACAGGUAUGGAUGAGUCGGGAGAGGCAGACACAGCUGUUGAGGCACACCCAGAAACCACCGUUGACGGGGAGGACGUGGAGUUGGGUUAUCCCAUCACAUGUGGAGAGUGUAAAGCUGUGCUACUGGUCAAGAAGUUUGUCUGUCCUGGAAUAAACGUCAAAUGUGUCAAGUAUGAAGACCAGCUGAUCAGUCCCAAGCAGUUUGUCCACAUGUCUGGGAAGGCUACACUGAAGGACUGGAAGAGAGCUAUCCGGAUGGGCGGGGUCAUGCUCAGGAAGAUGAUGGACUCGGGGCAGCUAGACUUCUAUGAACACAGCACUCUGUGCACCAACACGUGUCGUAGCACCAAGUUUGACCUGCUGAUCAACAACACACGCUUCCCCCCAGACGGCAGUGGCCUCACCACAUCCACCUCCUCACAAGCCCAGGUGGUGAUUGGUAAUGGUGGCCAGGUUGCCAUGACAACAGAGGAGAGGUCAGAGGUUCUGACCGGAACAGUGGAGUGGAGUUCAGGGGCCGUAGCAAUGGAGACGACAGAGAAGAAGGAAACCAGUGAGAUAUCAGAGGAGACGUUGAACUUCUGGAAAGGCAUAGCUGACGUGGGCCUAAUGGGGGAGGUGGUGGACAACAUCAGGACAGAGCUGCUGGAGAUGCUGAGAGGAGUGCAGCUACGCAGCGAGCAGGCUGCCAUGCAGGACGCAGAUUCCUGUCUGGUAGAGGUGGCAGUGUUGAGUAACCUGGCCCAGGUGUUCGGCCUGCUGGACUCGGUCAAACACAUCCUGAACGUAAGGAGAGAACAGACUGACCCUGGAGAGGAGCAGGUCCUUAGCACACUGACCAACCUGGAGCUGCAGCUGGAGGAACAGAGACGACAGCAGCACGCCAGAGCUCAGCUCUGCCUCCCCCAGCCCCUCAACAACAUCAGCCACACCCCAGGAGGCAAACCCACCAAGCCCAAGGCCAAACGCCCACGUCUGCAGCGGCCAGCCUCCACCACCACCCUCCUCACCUCCUCCCUCUCCCAGCCCCAGACAGCCACCUUGCAGCCCCAGCAGUUCACUAUCCUCUCCCCCAUUUCAUUCUCCUCCAUGGGCCAGCCCUUCUCCCUGUCCGGCCUGUCAGGCCUCCCAAUGGCCACACUGGGUCAACAGAACAACACGGUAACCCUCCACACUCUGCCUGCCGGCGCUCAGACCUUCACCCGAUAUAUCACCACCAUGGUGGGGGCUGAUGGCAAGACGGAGACCCUGACGCUGCACCCUUCCCAGGGGCUGACGCUGGUGGGCACCACCCUCCAGGACCCCAAUCAGCUAGGAGGAACCAUGAUGAGUCCCAUGGAGCUGGUCCAACUCACCCAGGGAGGGGUGACCGACGGUGGGGAGAUGAUGGUGGAGCAGCCCAUGGGCCAGGUUGUGGAAGGUGGGACAGUGGUACUCCACCAGGAGGAGAUGGGGAUGGUACAGGAGGGAUUGGUGGAGGACAAAAGCCAGGCACACACCACCGUGAUUGAGAUCGACCCCGCGCCGGGCAACAAUGACCAGACCAUGGGGGCGGCGAUGGAGCUACAGCUGGCCCAAGAAGGAGAGGCCGAGGCUGGGGAGGAGGGCUCUGCCAUAGUGGUCCAUGGUGGGAUGGAGGUGACCAUGGGGGAGGUGCUCGAGGCUGGGCAGCAGAGCCAGGUAGAGGGAGUACAGCUGGAUGCUAAUGGGCAGAUCUCAGGCCUAAGGAUAAUGGUGAUCGAGGAGGAGACUCAGGAAGAGGACAAGGACAAAUGACCCAGCUCUGCUCUGCAGACAGAGACAAUACCCUCUCCUCCCUCUGGAGCCAUGUGAGACAGUAGGUAUGGACUAGCCUGGUCCCAGAUCUGUUUGUGCUGUCUUGUCAACUUGCUGUGACAAUGAUCGUAGGAGCUGGCAAGAUGGCACAAACAGAUCUGGGACCAGGCUAGGGAUGGACUCAUGGACAGAACAUAAAAGAGCAGGCAGACUCGUGGAGUGUACACAGCUGCCAAAGACCUAGCCUUCUUAGAGUAGCUGUGGUCCUUAGAGCUUAUUUUCAUUGUUGUUUCGUUAGUUUUUAUUAAAACAAAAUUACAACACAGCCAGGCACACUAUCUUAUAUUGUUUGUUUUGUAACGCAUUUGGAUGACUUCAACUUGAAGAAGACAUCCAAAUACACUUUUCAGAAGACAUCCCAGGACAUUGGGCUAGUUAUAAAGGCGCUUGAGAUUGGUAUGAAUAACAGUCUAGUGUUGUAUUCAAGGUGUUACCCUUUUGCUGUGUGUGUGGGUGGAGCUAGAGGUCUACUGUGGGAUGAUAGCAACAGUUCUAAAACAAAGUCUGCUCUAUGCUGCACAUUUCUUUCAAAAAUAGAAAGCAUACCACUUCCUCUUUGCAGCUUUUGGGAUGAAGUCUUUUCUGCAGUUUUUGUUAAACAAAACAAAGAUAGUAUAUUGUUGAGCUCACCAUUGUCAGUUCUAAGCUUUUUAGGCUUUUUCUUUUCAAGAUUUGCAUUAUAUUUCACCCUGAUUUUCUGUAUGGUGACAAAUGCAGUAUGUAUUGUAUAUGCAAGCUCCAUAGAGAAAAACACAUUUCUUUGCUCCAUUGCAUUUUUUUUCCCUCUGUGUAUGAUUUUUAGCAUGUGAUUAUUUUAGCAAAAAGGUUUUAUAUAGAUAGAAAUGGACCUAAAGUUAAAGUAUGACCAAGAUGGUUAUGUAAGUCAAAGAAUAAUGACAGGGACUCUAAUUUCAAGCUGAACAAAAUGCUGUAACACUUUAGGAAGGGAGUAUACAUACGGCAUUCAUAACACCUUUUAUGAAACCUUUCAUAACCAUUCACUAGCCUGCACUUGCUUUGUCUAGGGGUCCUAGGCCUAGUUACAUGGUCUGUAACCUGAAUGAAUGGGUGCAUUUAUGUGAGAAAUCAGCGUUUGAGGCAGCAGGUAGCCUAGCGGUUAAGAGCGUUGGGACAGUAACAGAAAGGACGCUGGUUCAAAUCCCCGAACCGACUAGGUGAAAAAUCUGUCUGUGCCCUUAAGCAAGGCACUUAACCAUAAUUGCUCCUGUAAGUGUCUGCUAAAAGACUCAAAUGUAAUGGUACCUAUAUUAGUGUUGCAGUAUCAUUCAUAACAACCUUCAUAACACAUUUAUUCAACAUCAGCCUUAUGUACACCCCCUUCAAGCAAAGUGUUACCCAACUGCUGCCUAGAACAAAUAACAAAAGUUCUUACUCAGUUUCUUUUACUCAUAAUAACAGACACAGAAGUACAGUGCUGAGACCGAAAUUAAUAAAUCCAUUCAAUUAUUUUGGUCAAUGAAUGUGAACAAAGUUGCAGGGUACAUUUUAAGUUAACUUAAAUCUGUAAUGACCUGUUCUGUAGCUAACUUUUCAAGCCUUGAGUUAACAGAGGGUAUUUCCAUAAUGACUUUGUAAUCUGUUUUAAUAGUAUUAAAAUAAAA